Oncorhynchus kisutch (coho salmon) is the source of this 10702-nucleotide messenger RNA. Its product is annotated as receptor-type tyrosine-protein phosphatase delta-like. The transcript is spliced from 46 exons. Gene Ontology annotation, molecular function: protein binding; protein tyrosine phosphatase activity. NCBI's taxonomy places the organism in Eukaryota, Metazoa, Chordata, Actinopteri, Salmoniformes, Salmonidae. Gene Ontology annotation, biological process: protein dephosphorylation. The record is from RefSeq and is a predicted model, not a curated record. The coding region runs from base 728 to 6562 and encodes 1944 amino acids.
CAGGAGCAGUGUGUGGUAGGCUACAGUUUAACAGCAGCAGCGCUGGCUUUCUAAAGAAAGCUUAGCUCUCACUUUUCUGUCUGUCUUAUUACCGCUCUCAUUGUCUCUUGCGACAGCGGGAACGGAGCAGCCACCUACUCUCCUCCUCAACCAUUUAUUCACUUGGGGCCUGUAUUUGGAAUAAGAAAGCAUUGCUGUUUCUGACUGGAGAGAAGGAAGAUAAAACUCAUCUGGAUUUCCUAAGGAAUUUUAUCUGGAUGCUUUGUUACCGAGGCUUUUGAAUUCAUCAGCCGGGGUAUAUAAUGUGACCAUCCGUUCCACAAUAGGGAAAUUCCCGAGGAGUUCUGAUUCUUUCAUUCCUUCCGGUCUGAGGCGGCAUUGCUAUCAACUGUUCCAAACAGGUGGGGUCAUUGGGGGUAUUGGUCAGACAGGUGUUGUUGGUGAGAGCGAAGCUUGGGCAUCAGGCAGAAUGUUGGCAUCUGCAUGAGUGGAACAGAGGAGCCUCAGUUCUGGUUCUCUUUCCUGAGACGACAACCACAGGAUGAGGCUUGAGAGGAGGUCUCAGGAGAGAGAAUGUUCCAUGACUUUCACACCUUCAACCUCAAGCUCUUGAAUCAUUGGGACAGUUGCUUGGGUGCUGAAAGGCUGUGAAUAUCCUGCAUCUGAGAAGUCAGACCAGACUGACUCACAGAGCUCUGUGAGCCAGCACCACUGAGGCUGCCAAAGCAUGCUGGUGCCAAGCUGUCCCAUGAUGCACAUAGCUAGACCCGCACUGCUCGUCCUGGGUCUGCUCCUCCUUCUCGCCGACGCCGAAACACCACCAAAGUUUUUGAGAACCCCCAAUGACCAAACGGGCGUGCAAGGAGGCGUGGCAUCAUUCAUCUGCCAAGCAACAGGAGACCCACGCCCCAAGAUAGUUUGGAACAAGAAGGGGAAGAAAGUCAGCAACCAGAGAUUUGAGGUGAUUGAUUUCGAUGACGGCUCUGGCUCAGUGUUGAGAAUUCAGCCCUUGCGUACGCCCCGAGACGAAGCCAUAUACGAGUGUGUUGCCUCCAACACUGUUGGAGAGCUGAGUGCUACUACGAGACUCACUGUUUUACGUGAGGACCAACUGCCCCCUGGUUUCCCCACCAUUGACAUGGGUCCCCAGUUGAAAGUGGUAGAGCGAACUCGUACGGCCACCAUGCUUUGUGCCGCCAGCGGCAACCCUGACCCAGACAUCUCCUGGUUCAAAGAUUUCCUACCUGUCAACACCACCAACAACAAUGGACGUAUCAAGCAGCUCAGAUCAGAAUCCUUUGGUGGUACACCAAUAAGAGGCGCCCUCCAGAUUGAGCAGAGCGAAGAGUCCGACCAGGGGAAGUAUGAGUGCGUCGCCACCAACAACGAUGGAACCCGUUAUUCUGCCCCUGCCAAUCUUUAUGUCAGAGAGCUGCGAGAAGUGCGCCGGGUGCCCCCGCGGUUCUCCAUCCCGCCUACGGACAAUGAGAUCAUGCCUGGAGGCAGCGUCAACAUCACCUGUGUGGCUGUGGGCUCCCCCAUGCCCUACGUCAAAUGGAUGCUGGGAGCCGAAGACCUGACGCCCGAGGACGACAUGCCCAUAGGGCGAAACGUUUUGGAGCUCACUGACGUCCGCCAGUCUAACAACUAUACCUGCGUAGCCAUGUCCACUCUCGGGGUUAUUGAGGCGGUGGCGCAGAUCACGGUGAAAGCACUGCCCAAGCCGCCCGGCAUUCCCUUGGUGACGGAGCGCACGGCCACCAGCAUCACGCUGACAUGGGACUCAGGCAACCCUGAGCCAGUCUCCUACUACAUCAUCCAGCACAAGUCCAAGAUCUCAGAGGACACAUACAAGGAGAUCGACGGCGUGGCCACCACUCGAUACAGCGUGGGCGGCCUCAGUCCCUACUCGGACUACGAGUUCCGAGUGGUGGCGGUGAACAACAUCGGGCGUGGGCCGCCCAGCGAUGGCAUCGAAGCCAAGACGGCCGAGCAGGCACCUAGCACGGCGCCCAGGCAGGUCAGGGGUCGUAUGCUCAGUGCCACCACAGCCAUCAUCCACUGGGACGAACCAGAGGAGGCCAAUGGGCAGAUUAUGGGCUACCGUGUGUACUACACCAUGGACUCUGCCCAGCACGUCAACUUGUGGGAGAAGCAGAUAGUGCGUGGAUCAAACUUCCUCACUAUUCAAGGCCUCAUCCCUAACAAGACCUAUUACAUUAAGGUCCUGGCCUACACGUCGGUGGGCGAUGGACCUCUGUCUGCAGAUCUCCAGAUCAUUGCCAAGACGGGGGUCCCCUCUCAACCGACCGACUUCAAAGGGGAAGCCAAAUCCGAAACAAGCAUACUACUAUCCUGGAUAGCCCCUGCACAGACCGGACAAGACAAUCAAAUCAUGGGAUAUGAACUUCUGUACAAGAAGGGGGACGACAAGGAGGAGAAACGAAUCAGCUUUGAACCAACCACCACAUACCUGCUGAAGGACUUGAAACCCUUCACUACUUAUACUUUCCAGCUAGCCGCGCGCAGUAAGCAUGGUAUCGGAGCCUACACCAACGAGAUCUCUGCAGAAACCCCUCAAACACAGCCCUCAGCCCCACCUCAGGAUGUGAAGUGCUCUAGCCCCAGCUCCACCAAUAUCCUGGUAAGUUGGCGGCCGCCCCCUACGGAGUUACAGAAUGGGAUCAUAACCAAGUAUGCCAUCCAAUACGCUGCCACUGAAGGGGAGGACACCACCAUCCGACAAAUAUCCGACAUCCCUCCCGAAAGCGCCCAGUACCUCUUGGAAAACAUGGAAAAAUGGACCGAAUACCGUGUGACAGUGACUGCUCACACAGAUGUCGGUGAAGGACCUGAAAGUUUACCACAACUUAUUCGCACCGAGGAGGAUGUUCCCAGCGGCCCACCUCGUAAAGUCGAGGUGGAGGCUGUCAACUCCACAUCAAUUAAAGUGAUCUGGCGCUCGCCGAUGCCCACCAAGCAGCACGGGCAGAUUCGAGGGUACCAGGUGCACUAUGUCAGGAUGGUUAAUGGGGAACCCAUGGGACAGCCAGGCAUCAAGGACAUCUUGAUCGAGGAUGCGCAGUGGGAAUAUGAUGACUCAACUGAACAUGAAAUGGUCAUCUCAGAGCUGCAGGCUGAGAGCACGUACUCGGUUGCCAUGGCAGCCUACACGACAAAGGGAGACGGCGCUCGCAGCAAGCCCAAGCUGAUCACCACCACUGGCGCAGUACCUGAAAAACCACGACUCAUGGUCAGCCCUACCAACAUGGGCACUGCCCUCCUCCAGUGGCACCCUCCGACGUUAACCCACGGCCCCCUGCAGGGCUACCGCCUUCGCUUUGGCCGCAAAGAUGUCGACCCCCUGACCAUCAUCGAGUUCCCUGAGCGCGAGAACCACUACACCACCAAAGAGAUCCACAAGGGGGCAUCAUACACAUUCCGCUUGUCUGCCCGCAACAAGGUGGGCUUUGGCGAGGAGACAGUAAAAGAGAUCAACACUCCUGAAGAUGUGCCUAGCGGCUUCCCACAAAGCAUUGCGGCCGAGGGCGGCACUACCACCACCAUUCAGGUGAAUUGGAAUCCCCUGUUACUGGCGGAGCGCAACGGCAUUAUCGUGAAGUACGCCCUGCAGUAUAAGGACAUCAAUAGCCCUCGGAGUCCCUCAGAACUCUUCAUCAUCGCCUCAGAGUCCACCGUCACCCUGGACGGCCUCAAGGCUGACACCACUUACGAUAUCAAAAUGUGUGCCUUCACCAGCAAGGGCUCCGGCCCCUAUAGUCCCAGUGUCCAGUUCAGGACACAGCCCUUGGAUCAAGCAGUGUUUGCAAAAAACUUUCAUGUGAAAGCUGCCAUGAAGACAUCUGUGCUCCUCACCUGGGAGAUCCCAGACAACUAUAACGCAGCUCAGCCCUUCACAAUCCUCUAUGACAAUGGCCAGAGCGUGGAGGUGGAUGGCAAGCUCACUCAGAAGCUUAUCACGGGUCUGCAGGCCGGGACGCAGUACUCCUUCCUGCUGACCAACCGGGGCAACAGCGCCGGCGGUCUCCAGCACCGUGUCUCCACCAUGACCGCCCCGGACAUCCUGCGCACCAAGCCCUACCUGAUUGGCAAGACCAACUUGGAUGGCAUGGUCUCUGUGGAGCUGCCCUCAGUCCAGACUUCAGAGAAAGUCAGGGGAUACUACAUAGUGGUGGUGCCUCUGAAGAAACAGCGCACAGGAAAAUAUCUCAAACCCUGGGACAGUCCAGAUGAAAUGAAUCUAGAAGAGCUGCUCAAAGAGAUUAACCGAACAAGCCGAGGCCUUCGCUUCCGGAGGCAAGCUGAGCCCAAAGCCUACAUCGCUGCCUACUUCAAAGACCUUCCUACCGAGUUCACUCUGGGAGACACCAAGAUCUAUGGGGACUUUGAAAACAAGCAGCUCGCCAACGGCCAAGAGUACAUCUUCUUUGUGCUUGCUGUCCUCGAGAUCUCUGAAAAUACCAUGUAUGCCACCAGCCCCUACUCCGACCCUGUCGUGUCAGCUGACCUUGACCCCCAGCCAAUCAUUGACGAGGAGGAGGGACUUAUCUGGGUGGUGGGCCCAGUGCUCGCUGUGGUCUUCAUCAUCUGCAUCGUCAUCGCCAUCCUCCUGUACAAGAGCAGCAAACCAGACAGGAAAAGGGCAGAAUCCGAAGCUAGAAAAGGAAGUCUGCCCAACAGUAAGGAGAUUCCGUCUCAUAACCCCACCGACCCUGUGGAGCUUCGACGCAUGAACUUCCAAACGCCUGGUUCAGGUGACCCCGGUUACCCCAGUAACCUCCAUUUGUCAAGCAUGGCCAGCCACCCACCGAUCCCCAUCCUGGACCUAGCUGAUCAUCUGGAGCGUUUGAAAGCGAACGACAACCUAAAGUUUUCGCAGGAAUACGAGUCCAUCGAUCCCGGGCAGCAGUUCACGUGGGAACACUCCAACCUGGAAGUCAACAAACCAAAGAACAGAUAUGCUAACGUGAUAGCAUACGAUCACUCCAGAGUCCUUCUAUCGGCUAUUGACGGUAUACCUGGAAGUGAUUACAUCAAUUCCAACUACAUCGACGGCUAUAGGAAGCAGAAUGCAUACAUCGCCACGCAGGGCUCGCUGCCAGAGACGUUUGGUGACUUCUGGAGGAUGAUCUGGGAACAGCGGAGUGCCAACAUCGUCAUGAUGACCAAGCUGGAGGAGAGGUCCAGGGUGAAAUGUGACCAGUACUGGCCCACUAGAGGGACGGAGACCUACGGCCUCAUCCAGGUGACGCUGUUGGACACGGUUGAGCUGGCCACAUACUGUGUCAGGACAUUUGCACUUUAUAAAAAUGGUUCCAGUGAGAAGAGAGAAGUGAGGCAGUUCCAGUUCACUGCCUGGCCUGACCAUGGUGUACCCGAGCACCCCACUCCAUUCUUGGCCUUCCUCAGACGGGUCAAAGCCUGUAACCCCCCAGAUGCAGGGCCUAUGGUGGUACACUGCAGUGCCGGGGUCGGGCGCACGGGCUGCUUCAUCGUAAUCGACGCCAUGAUGGAGCGCAUCAAGCAUGAGAAGACGGUGGACAUCUACGGCCACGUGACGCUGAUGCGCGCCCAGCGGAACUACAUGGUGCAGACGGAGGACCAGUAUGUGUUCAUCCACGACGCGCUCCAGGAGGCCGUCACCUGCGGCACCACCGAAGUGCCUGCCCGAAACCUCUACGCCUACAUCCAGAAGCUGACCGGGAUCGAGGGUGGAGAGAACGUCUCAGGCAUGGAGCUGGAGUUCAAGCGUUUAGCCAACACUAAAGCCCAUACGUCGCGAUUCAUCAGUGCCAAUCUCCCCUGCAACAAGUUCAAGAACCGCCUUGUGAACAUAAUGCCAUACGAGUCCACACGAGUGUGUCUUCAGCCAAUCCGAGGGGUGGAGGGCUCCGACUACAUCAAUGCCAGUUUCAUUGAUGGAUACAGGCAACAGAAAGCCUAUAUUGCCACACAAGGGCCUCUAGCAGAGACCACGGAGGACUUCUGGAGGAUGCUCUGGGAACACAACUCCACAAUCGUGGUCAUGCUAACGAAGCUCAGAGAAAUGGGCAGGGAAAAAUGCCACCAGUAUUGGCCAGCAGAGAGGUCGGCCAGAUACCAGUACUUUGUGGUGGACCCCAUGGCUGAGUACAACAUGCCCCAGUACAUCCUGAGAGAGUUCAAAGUGACUGACGCCAGGGACGGACAGUCUCGGACGGUCAGGCAGUUUCAGUUUACAGACUGGCCCGAGCAAGGAGUGCCAAAAUCGGGAGAGGGCUUCAUCGAUUUUAUUGGCCAAGUGCAUAAAACAAAAGAACAGUUUGGUCAAGAUGGGCCUAUCUCAGUCCAUUGUAGUGCGGGCGUGGGUAGGACCGGAGUCUUCAUCACCCUCAGCAUCGUAUUAGAGAGGAUGAGGUACGAGGGCGUGGUGGAUAUUUUCCAGACGGUGAAAAUGCUCCGGACACAGAGACCGGCCAUGGUGCAGACAGAGGAUCAAUACCAGUUCUGUUACAGAGCUGGCUUGGAAUACCUUGGGAGCUUUGACCACUAUGCUACGUAAGAGUCCCUGUCCCGGAGGAAAAGCAGAAGGCCCUUGGACAACCCCAGCGAGCCUCUCUUCUGAGCCAUAAUUUCCUGUUUGAGAAAGUACUUCUUAACUCCUAGCUAAUGACUCAAUUAAGUGUUGGAUGUGAGACACAAAAAUGUCAAAAAAUUUAUAAAGAUGAUUCCUGGAGGACCAAGUGUUUCCCAAAACCCAUGGAACUCACCCUGACGUGGGAAGGAGAGAGGGAAUCCUGACUGUUGAAGCAUCUUAUGGAAUAUUUUUUAUUCUUCUGUUGCUUCAAGGAUUCGUCUUGGGUUCAAAUAACUGAAAGAAACAUAAACAAAAAAAUAACAGAACGUACUAUUACAUCGACAAGUAAUGCAUCAUAUUACAAACCAUAGGAGAGGCAAAUGGAGGCACAGAGAAUGGCUUAAAACUCGAUGCACAUUGUAAAGAGACAUUUCUGUUCCACAAUCAAACUACGCAGAGACAACUACCCAUCAAAAAAGAAGACACCAGUGCUUGGUCCAAUAUGAAAAACAGGACACAGCUAAAGUAAUAAUUAAUAAUAUACCCAGUUUCCUGUCACAACGUUCAUCAUUUAAACAAUUGGGGGGGAAGAAGUGGGAAUGUUUAAAGAUAUAUGAAACAAAUAAAACCUAUUGAUUUCGUUUUUUACUAUACAGCUGAGAUGUGCUUAAUUUUGAACCAUGUGAAAUUUGAUUUCCUUUUUUUAACAAAACAAUCACUCGACAAAGUGAAUCAAACAAAGUACUUGCGUAAUCGUUCAUUUUUUUCCUUCCCGAGUUGUAUUUUUUAAAGCUGUAGAACUUUUCUAAUGUAUGCACCGUCAUGCAGAGAAAGUCUUCGCUCUUUUCGGUUUUCUUGCUAAUUUCUCUUUAUGAUUGUUUCUCGCACUUUGUGCAGUCCUGUAUUCACACUACCAAAUGUUGACUUUGUUACGGGGUUUUUAGUUUAGUUUUUUAGUUUUGUCUUAUUUGUCCAUGAUCACAUACACAAUAACCUACUUACACCCAUGUAAUAAACUGGGGCUUUGUGGAAUCAACAGGGAUGAGCAAAGUAUGAAGUUGCUGCUACCGAUUAUCUUAGUUCUUCCAUGUUAGAAUGAUGGUAAAAGAUGAGCACCUGAUGGAUAAAAUACAUGAAAUGAUAUAUACAUAUUUAUGUUAUAUAAGAUGACAGAUAUAUACAUUAUAUAUGAUUAAUACAUUUGCAUAACAUAUAACAUAUGUAUAUUGAAAUAAAGUACAUAAUUUAUGGCUAUAUAUGAAACGAAAGGAUUGUAUAUGAAAGCUUAUACAAUGAGAUUUCUAUACUUUGGGGGAAAUUAAGAUAUUUUUCACUGGAAUGCACAUCAGUAGGACAAAAACGCAUUCUGAUUCAGUGCAUAUUUUCUUGUGCAAUAAAUAGGUGUAUUAUAGAUAGGGUUCAUGUGGAUACUUUGUUAGACAUCAUGACAAUGUUGUUCCCGUGGUGAGGCUUGUUGGGAACGUCACGUAUCACCAGUGUAUAUAGAUACGCUCAUACAGUCUGUAGUUCCAUAGCAGAGCAGGGGGUCCCUUAGACUAAGUCAUUGCUCCAUACAAUAGGGCAAGGUACAUAGAUGUAACUUUCAUCUUGACGUUUUCAAACGCUCAAUGGCAUAACAUGUUUUCAUUUAGCAUUUAGAGUGCCUUAUAUUUAUACCUGUUUUUUAUAACGUUCAUUUAACACAUUAUUGUAUUCUUUGAGAAGUCCGUGCAUAUAGAACAUAUAACAAACUGUAUAUUACAUUUUUACCUUAAGUAUUCAUUUGUCACAUAAUAUGAAAUUAUAUAUGCAAAUACGUACAUGGCAAGGCCCUAUUUUCAUUUUCUGUUGCCUUAAUGUGGCUUAGUAAAAAGAAUAAAACAUCGAAGACUCCCAUGUCGUUCACUGAUACCUUCGCAGAAAGUCAAUGUGCAUUUGCAACAAACUAGGACUAUUCAGUUUAUUAAGACUAUUAAUGAGUCAAUGCCACAUGCCUGUUGUCAACAAAGACCAUGGGAAAGAUCGUGAGAAUAUUUGCAGAGUCAAUGAGCUUUCCUGACUGUUCAAAUAGGGCCGCAUGUUUGACACUCCUUGUAUAGACGAAGUGUAUAGACACUCAGCCAAAGGAUCCCUUCACUAUGCCUUAGGCUUGAAAGUAUUCAAAUGAUACGUUUAUUUGCAGUUAUAAACAGUUGCGGAAAGAUACAAACUGUUGGAACAGGUUAGUGUUACAACUCUGACAAUCCUUAAAUGUGUGUUACGUCUGCUAUCGUGGAGGACUUACUUCUACGGUUUUCGGGGUGGAGGACACAAAAUAUUUUGGACCCCUCUUUUAUUUGACCCUCUUUGAUGGCUCUGUGGAUGUGCAUUCCAGGUGCUUUCUUUCCCUUUUUAUUUCAUGUAGCUAAAUUGUUUCAUUUUUUGGAUCUGUUGCUUUAUAUAUAUACACAACCUUUCAAAAGUUUGGGGUCACUUUGAAAUGUCCUUGUUUUUGAAAGAAAAGCACAUUUUUUGUUUAUUAAAAUAACAUAAAAUUGACUGGCUCUAACCAACGUCAACAGUGAAGAGGCAUCCGGGAUGCCUUCUAGGCAGAGUUGCAAAGAUUUUUUUUUAUUUCAGACUGGCCAAUAAAAAGAAAAGAUUAAACUGGGCAAAAGAACACAGACACUGGACAGAAGAGACUGGUGUUUCGCGGGUAAUAUUUAAUGAAGCUGCCAGUUGAGGACUUGUGACGUGUCUGUUUCUCAAACUAGACAUUCUAAUGUACUUGUCCUCUUGCUCUGUUGUGCACCGGGGGCCUCCCUCUCCUCUUUCUAUUCUGGUUAGAGACUGUUUGCACUGUUCUGUGAAGGGAGUAGUACACAGCGUUGUACGAGAUCUUCAGGUUCUUGGCAAUUUCUCGCAUGGAAUAGCCUUCAUUUCUCAGAACAAGAAUAGACUGACGAGUUUCAGAAGAAAGGUCUUUGUUUCUGGCAAUUUUGAGCCUGUAAUCGAACCCACAAAUGCUGAUGCUCCAGAUACUCAACUAGUCUAAAGAAGGCCAGAUUUAUUGCUUCUCUAAUCAGGACAACGGUUUUCUAAUGAUCAAUUCGCCUUUUAAAAUGAUAAACUUGGAUUAGCUAACACAAUGUGCCAUUGGAAUACAGGAGUGGUGGUUGCUGAUAAUGGGCCUCUGUACGCCUAUGUAGAUAUUCCAUUAAACAUCAGCCGUUUCCAGCUACAAAAGUCAUUUACAACAUUAACAAUGUCUACACUGUAUUUCUAAUCAAUUUGAUGUUAUUUUAAAAUGGGCUUUUCUUUCAAAAACAAGGACAUUUCUAGGUGACCCCAAACUUUUGAACAGUAGUGUAUGUAUAUAUAAUAAAACAUUAUUAAAGUGCUUUUAUUAUUUAACCUCGAUGCCACAUUUUAUGUACCUAGUUCAGCAAUCUUUGUACAUUAAUUGAUCCACAACAUUCAUUUUAUUUUCCUAUCUUGAUCUUUUGAUUUCCCAUUAUGCAUGGUGAAACAUUGCAAAAUGGCCGCAGCAGGCCUAGUAGGAAGAAUUGCACUUUCUAUAUCUCUUUAUACUAUGCACUGCCCUAUUGAUUCUGAACCCAAUAAUAUAUUACUUGAACCCAUCUGUAAGAAUCUCCUUCAACGUUCACGUUGUGUGUAUGUAAAUAACACAAAAAAGGUAUCAACUUUGAAAAAGACAAAAAAGAAAGUUUGUGGCAAAAAGAGCAUCCAUUCUGGUGCCAUGAUUACUCCAGAAGACGACUUUCCUAAAUUUGUCCCAACCAUCUGUUAUUAACUAACGUGGCUUCGCCAUUCAAGCUUGGAGUGUCAUUACAGAAAUAGACGUUGUGUUCUCUCUGCUCUCUAUCUAUCGCUCGUCUGGAUGCAUAGACUGAAAUUAAUUAAUGAAAUUGUAAACAAAAAAAUGGCUUGUUUAAAGAAUCAUACAAUUACCUCUGGUUAGUUGUAAGCGUAAAUUGUUUUUUUUUCUGAAUGAAAGGAGUGCUUUUUAUUUUCUUACUUAGGUUACAUUGGUGGCGAAAUAAGUCUGUAUGAAAAUCAGUUAUUUGCUGACACAAGUUCCAUUUGUUAUAAAUGAAUUCUAUUAAACAAUGUCUGUGUUAUGCA